Messenger RNA from Melanaphis sacchari, 1332 nucleotides. RefSeq lists its product as uncharacterized. The record is from RefSeq and is a predicted model, not a curated record. Bases 1 to 1332 code for a protein of 443 amino acids. The transcript is spliced from 4 exons. Lineage: Eukaryota; Metazoa; Arthropoda; Insecta; Hemiptera; Aphididae.
AUGUUCACAGAAGUAAAAGUGAAAAUGUUGACGAAUGAAAAUGACCAAGUGAGAGAUAUAGAAAUGAAUAAUAGUGAAUUGAAUGGUAAAUUAGAUGAUCCUGGUUAUUGGCCUUCUAUUAUUUCUAAUGAUAUUAUAGCAACUAUUGUAACUUUAGGACCAAUUCAAAUUAAUAAUUACGAUUUUCCCCAAAAUGAUGAAAAACCAGCAAGAAGGUUCACUGAAAAAUACUAUUAUCGACUAAUGCCAAAUGGAGAAAAUGUAAAUCGUCCGUGGCUUAUUUACUCUAAAAGACACAAUUGUGUGUAUUGUUUUUGCUGUAAGCUUUUUAACCAUUAUGUUAAAAAUUGUAAUUUUAUUUCUAAUGGCAUUCAAGAUUGGAAAAAUUUGUCAACAAGUCUAAAGCAUCAUGAAAAUUCUAUGAUUCAUUAUGAAGCCCUUAAAAAAUGGAAUGACCUAAAAUAUCGUUUAAAAACUAAUCAAGUUAUAGAUAAAGCGUAUUUAGCUUUAAUUGAAAAAGAAAAGUUACAUUGGAGAAGUGUUCUUAAAAGAAUUUUAGCAGCUAUACAUUUUUUGGCGCAACAUAAUGAUUCUUUUCGAGGAUCAUCUGAUAAAUUGUAUACAGAAAAAAAUGGGAAAUUUUUAGGAUUAAUUGAAAUGAUGGAGAAAUUCGAUCCAAUCAUUUCUGAACAUGUUCGUAGAAUAAAAUGUAAAGAGACUUUUGACCACUAUCUUGGACCUGAAAUACAAAAUGAAUUGAAUGCAAAAUAUUAUUCCGUGUUGAUAGAUUGUACGCCAGAUAUAAGUCACAAAGAACAAGUAUCCAUUAUGUUGAGAAUUGUAAAUUUACAUACAGAAAAUCAGUCUAUUGAACCAUGCGUAGAAGAAUAUUUUUUAGAGUUUAUACACUGUACAUCAACCACUGGGCUAAAUUUGUCAAAUAUUCUUAUUUCAAAACUAGCUGAGUACAAAAUUGAGUUAAGAGAUUGCCGAGGUCAAGGAUAUGACAAUGGGGCAAAUAUGAAAGGUGAAUAUCAAGGCGUUCAAUCACGUAUAAAACAAAAGAAUCCAAGAGCAUUUUUUACACCUUGUGCAACUCAUAAUUUGAAUUUAUUACUUGGUGAUAUAGCUAAGAGUUCUGUAAAAGCUAUCAAAGUAAUUGAAGCAUUAGAAGAAGUUUCGGAAACAACAAAUGACCCAAAAACUAAAUAUGAAGCACAUUCCCUUGUUGUAAACGAACUCGAAAAACACAAAUUAGCAGUAUCUGAAGAAUAUAAUUCAUUGAUUGAUGAAUUUGCUAGUAAAAAAAGUAGAAUAAAACGUUUUAAUUAA